AUGUCACGUGAACGCAACGAUAAAUUAGGUCAGACGAUGAUGACGAUGCACUUUGCAUUGCAAAAGGCAAAACUAAAUGUUCGACGGUUGACGUUUGAACUUGAAACUGGCAAAAAUAAAGUCUCGUUUUGCGUGCAUGGCCUGCAACGUGAUUUUUUACCACAAAAUGAUGAAUUGUAA
Messenger RNA from Clunio marinus, 180 nucleotides. NCBI's taxonomy places the organism in Eukaryota, Metazoa, Arthropoda, Insecta, Diptera, Chironomidae. The record is from the annotation of a GenBank genome assembly.